This is a messenger RNA of Harmonia axyridis, 813 nucleotides long. Its product is annotated as transmembrane protein 223. Bases 126 to 782 code for a protein of 218 amino acids. The record is from RefSeq and is a predicted model, not a curated record. The transcript is spliced from 2 exons. Gene Ontology annotation, biological process: nervous system development. Lineage: Eukaryota; Metazoa; Arthropoda; Insecta; Coleoptera; Coccinellidae. Gene Ontology annotation, cellular component: mitochondrion.
AAGGUAGUUAAUUAACUAGAGAGUUAACCUGACCUACAUGAGAGAAGAUGAAAAUAACUAAACUUAAUAAUAUAAUAACUUAACUUUGAACUCAAGGGUGAUGAUAUUUGGUGAAAUUGAGAAAGAUGAAUUUCAUUCAUACAGUGACUAAGUUCAGAACUAUUUGCAUUUCUAAUUUGAACAAGAUCAUUCCUAGGAAACAAAUUCAUUCAACUAAUGCUAAAUCUAUCAGCUCGUCUGCAGAAGUUAAUACAAAUACAAUUAAAGAUAUAAUUCUAUUUAAAUAUGAUAAUCCAAGAUUCUUUAAAGUGUUGAAUCUUUUUGCUAUAGUACAGUUUGGUUUUUGGUCAUAUCUUUCUCUUACAGCAUAUGAAACGUUGAGGGAUGCUCCUGUACCAAAGAAUGCCGAUAAAUGGUGGGAAAAAUUCAAUUUGGGUGAUAAUAAAUUCAGAUACACCUUAGCAGCCUCAAGUUUCCUAAUUGGAUAUGGAAUUCUGACUGUCAGUUGGAUGUAUACCUUGCGAUCAGUUAGAUAUUUAAUUUUAAAUAAGGGAGGACAGAAGUGUUCUUUUGUGACAUAUACUCCAUUUGGAGAAAAUCGAAUAAUGACUCUAGGACUUGAAAAUACUAGUUGUACAUCCUCCAGGCAUCAUUCACCUUCUUACAUACCGAUAAAAGUUAAAGGACAUUUUUUUCAUUAUUUGUUAGACACGAAAGGAGAGUUUAAAAACACAAAAUUAUUUGAUAAUACAGUUGGCCUCAAACGAAAAUUCAAAGCUUAGAAUCAUGUAAAUAAAAAAUAAUUUAUGUUCA